CUCCCCACUGACGAAGUUAAGUUUUCCUAUAUAACCUAAACAGGCUUUGCUACUUCCUCACCUGAAAAUUUGGAACGAAAUUUCUAGUUUCCAACUUCCUUUUGCAAACAAGAGAAAAUGGCUUUGGUUGGAGAGGCUUUGCUCUCCAGUUCGAUCCAGGUGCUGUGCGAUAAGAUUGCUUCGGGGGAGUUGAUGGACUUCUUCCGGAAAGAAGACUCAACCAUUCGCUCAUGGACAAACUGAAGGUGACAUUGACAACACUUCAUGCAGUGCUCAACGACGCAGAGGAGAGGCAGAUUGUCGAGCCAGAUAUUGGGAGCUGGAUUAACGAGCUCAAAGAUGCUGUGUUUGACGCCAAGGACUUGGUGGAUGAGAUCGAUACUGAAGCUUUGCGUUGCAAGGCGAGAGAUCAAACUAAGAAAACCCAGGUGUGCAACUUCCUGUCUACCUCUCUUAAUCCUUUUAAAUAUAAAGGCAUGAAUGGUAGGAUAGAGGAGUUAUUUCAGAGGUUAGAACACCUUGCAGACCAGCGAAAUCGCCUUGGUCUUAAACAAGAUAUUGGGCGCAAUGUUUCACAAAGAACUCCCACAACUUCUGUAGUUGAGAAAGGAUUUUGUCCCUACGGUAGGGAUCGAGAUAAAGAAAAGUUAAAAGAUCUACUGUUGCUAUCUGAUAAUGAAAGUAGCAGUAAUUUUUCUGUAGUCCCUAUAGUCGGUAUGGGCGGGGUUGGUAAGACAACUCUUGCUCAACUCCUUUACAAUGAUGAACAAGUUAAAAAGCAUUUCGAUACGAAUGCUUGGGUCUGUGUUUCCGAACAAUAUGACGAUUUGAGGGUGAUUAAGACCCUGAUUGAGCAAACCACUGGGAAAUCUUGUGAUAUCUCAGAUAGGAAUUCCCUUGAAGUUCGACUAAGAGAACAACUAAGGGGAAAGAGGUUUUUACUUGUCCUGGAUGACCUUUGGAAUGAGAGCUAUGAUGACUGGGAUCAUCUACAAAAUCUUUUCACGUAUGGGGCAAAGGGAAGCAAGGUCAUUGUAACAACAAGGAAUAAACAUGUCGCAUCCAUCGUGCACAAUACUAUUCCUAUUCACAUCUUAGAAGAAUUGUCGGACGAGAAUUGCUGGUUAUUGCUGGCAAAACAUGCAUUUAGAAAUGAAAACCCCAGUGCACAUCCAGACUUGGUUGAAAUUGGUAAGCAAAUUGCACGUAAGUGCAACGGUUUGCCUCUAGCUGCAAAAACGUUAGGGGGUCUCUUAAGUUGCAACCUAGACUGCAAGGAAUGGAGUCACAUAUUGGAUAGCAAUCUUUGGGAUCCACUACAUCCUACUAGUAUUCUUCCUUCUCUAAGAUUGAGUUACCAUUAUCUUCCAAGUUACUUGAAACAAUGCUUUGCUUUUUGCUCAAUUUUUCCAAAGAACUAUGAGUUUGAAAAGGAAAAUGUAAUUCGACUAUGGGCGGCAGAAGGUUGA
Messenger RNA from Pyrus x bretschneideri (Chinese white pear), 1469 nucleotides. RefSeq names its product putative disease resistance RPP13-like protein 1. The transcript has a single exon. Gene Ontology annotation, biological process: defense response to other organism. The record is from RefSeq and is a predicted model, not a curated record. NCBI's taxonomy places the organism in Eukaryota, Viridiplantae, Streptophyta, Magnoliopsida, Rosales, Rosaceae. Gene Ontology annotation, molecular function: ADP binding. Bases 231 to 1469 code for a protein of 412 amino acids.